Molecule: messenger RNA, 1913 nt
Organism: Prosopis cineraria
Lineage: Eukaryota; Viridiplantae; Streptophyta; Magnoliopsida; Fabales; Fabaceae
Product: transcription factor UNE10
Exons: 6
Coding region: 187-1644 (485 amino acids)
Cellular component (GO): nucleus
Molecular function (GO): protein dimerization activity
Source: RefSeq, a predicted model, not a curated record
CUCCAGUUGCAGUAUAUUCUUCAUCAACUUGUUUUCUAAAAGAAACCAAUUAUUUCUCAAACCAGUUGAACUCCCUUGUUUGUUCCUUCACGUGGACUAAAUUCUCCCAUUUUCCUUGCCAAAUAAAAUCCACAUCCCAUUUUCCUUUCUCUUGUCUGCUGCAACAGCGAACCUAAACAUUCUGAAAUGAGUCAGUGUGUUCCUAGCUGGGAUUUGGAUGAAAAUCCCACAGCCCCAAGAGUCCCUCUUCGUAGUUCAAAUUCCAAUUCCACUGCUCCUGAUGUUCCCGUGUUAGACUACGAAGUUGCGGAGCUGACAUGGGAAAAUGGACAGCUCUUCAUGCACGGUUUCGGUCAGCCAAGAGUACCGGAGAAACCCAUCUCCGCCGGCGCCGGCGCCAGGUCAAUAGCCCCAUCUUCCAAGUACACAUGGGACAAGCCACGCGCGAGUGGCACCUUGGAGUCUAUAGUAAACCAAGCCACUCGCUUUCCCCACCGGAGCAAAUCCGUUUUCGACGUCGGCGCCACCGACGGCGAUGACUUAGUGCCGUGGCUUGAUAACCAGAGAGCGGCGGCGGCGGCUGCCGUAAUGACCACCAUCGCUACGGCGGCGGCAUCGAACACGGUCACCAUGGACGCCAUGGUGCCUUGUUCAAAUCGCACCGAAGAGAAGCGGACCACACGUGGUGCCACAGUUAGCACGUGCGUGGUGGGCUGUUCUACACGUGUGGGGUCUUGUAGUGAGCCCGCCACGCAAGGGGAAGAGACACUAUUGGCGUCGCAACGCUCGAAGGUGGCGCGUGUGCCAGUGGCUCCUGAGUGGAGUAGCAGAGAUCCGAGUGCGAGUGGAAGCGCCACGUUUGGAAGAGAAAGCCAGCACGUGACGUUGGACACGUGCGAGAAGGAAUUGGAGAUGGGUUUCGUUUCCAUGUCGAUGGGGUCGCCGGAAAACACCAGCUCCGCCAAGCAGUGCACCAAAACCACCAACGCCGACGACCACGAUUCUGUUUGUCAUAGCGGACCACAGAAAGAGACAGGCGAUGAGGAGGACGAAAAGAAAGGAAUAGGAAGAACCUCAGUGUCCACUAAAAGGAGAAGGGCAGCAGCAGUACACAACCAAUCUGAAAGGAAAAGGAGAGAUAAGAUAAACCAGAGGAUGAGGACAUUGCAAAAGCUGGUCCCAAAUUCCAGCAAGACAGAUAAAGCUUCAAUGCUGGAUGAGGUGAUAGAGUAUCUAAAGCAGCUGCAAGCUCAGGUGCAUGUGAUGAGUAAAAUGAAUAUGUCAGCCAUGUUGCUACCAAUGGCCAUGCAACAACUUCAAAUGUCCAUGAUGCCUCCUAUGGGCAUGGGCAUGGGCUUGAGAAUGGGAAUGGGUAUUGAUAUGAAUAACAUCAGUCGUGGAAACAGCUUUGUUGGUAUUCCUCCGGUCUUCCAUCCUUCGGCUUUCAUGCCUUUGGCUUCAUGGGAUGCCACGUCACUUGGCACUGAUCGACUACAAGGAGCUCCGUCAACGACCGUGAUGCCUGAUCCAUUGUCCACUUUUUUAGCAGGGCAAAACCAGCCUAUGACCAUGGAUGCAUACAAUAGGAUGGUUGCCAUGUAUCAGCAGCUAUACCAACCUCCAGGUUCUACUUCCAAGAGCUGACUUAGCUAGCUGCAACGUUUUCUUCUAGCUGUUGUAAUCUGCUCUGAAACAGUGAAUCUUCUAUCAUUAACGGAAUAUAUGUGUAUUAUAUUAUUAUAUAUCCCAUGGUCAUGAACGAAUAUUAUUAGUGCUUCAUUUGUUGCCGUUUUUUCUUUUUCCUUUUUGGUGGGGAUGAUGAUUUCAGGUUGUUUGACCUUAAUCAACAGAUCAUACUAAUUGCAAACAAACUUGUGUAUGUAUUUUUAUAUUCAUGUGAUAUAUUCGGAUCU